This is a messenger RNA of Magnolia sinica, 802 nucleotides long. RefSeq lists its product as uncharacterized. Bases 357 to 659 code for a protein of 100 amino acids. NCBI's taxonomy places the organism in Eukaryota, Viridiplantae, Streptophyta, Magnoliopsida, Magnoliales, Magnoliaceae. The transcript has 3 exons. The record is from RefSeq and is a predicted model, not a curated record.
UCUACCCCUUAGAAGAUGUUUCUGCAUGGGUAACUUCAUGAUGUUGCUGGGUGGAGUUACGAAAAUGAUUCGGUGCUCUGUGUUGUUACUUCUAUCUUCAAAAUCGUGGUGGAUAUGGUUCUCAGUUGGUGGUAAGAAAGAGGGACUGUUAUGGUACAUCAUCUAUUGAAUGCCUUUUUUGGUUCCUCUAAAGCAAUCGUGUGGCGUAGGAUAUGGGGUAUCACGUUGAUGGUACAGGAGGAGGGGGAAGAAGCUUGGAAAAGAAAUUGCCACUCCUUGACAGAAAAAAAGGGAGCCGACCAUGUCUGUAGCUUAAAUGUAAUUUACUAAUCUGAUAUAAUGCAUCUGUAGCUUGAAUGGAAAAGCUCUUCUCAGCUGUAUAUAUUCCAAGGACCAUCGGAGUUGAUGCCACUUUGAUCAAUGCGACUGUGCAACUUCAGAAGGAACUGUCUGCUCUGCAAUCUGAAUUGGAUCGGAUCCAAUUCUUACUGAAAAUUGCUGAUCCGACAAGAGAAGCUGCUCGGAGGAGGGAUUCAAAAGCCCAGACAUCAAAAUCUAACCAGCCAGAUAUUCCUGUUUCCAAUGUCACAAAAAAGGCUUUUAGUGGAGCAAAAGAAAAGCUCUACGCUAGCAAAGCCUGCAAAUGGUUCCUCCCAUAAAGAUAAAAGUCUUACCUUAGAAACAAGUAAACCUCCAGAAGGUGAUGAAGAUGUUAGUGACGGCAUAGAAAGCAAAGUGGCCACAUACACGGUCACAAAGCCUAUAUGGCUUGGUGCUACAGAGGACAUGUAAGUGAAAGAGA